AUGGAAGAAUAUCUUAGGGAGAUAAAGAGGGUGUGCGAACAACUUGCCUCUAUAGGUAGUCCUGUUAGUGAACAAAUGAAAAUAUUUGCUGCUCUGAAAAGUCUGGGAAGAGAAUAUGAACAUAUUAAAACCUCAGUAGAAGGCUCCAUGGAUACCCAGCCUACUUUGACGUUUGAAGUUGUAAUCCCACGGUUAACGAGCUACUCUGACCGUCUUACUAGUUAUAAUAGCAGUGGCAAUUCUGAGGUCUCACCUCAUCUCGCCUUCAACACCUUCAGAACAGAUUCCUCUGGUUACUAUCACACCAACAAUCGAGGAAGAGGAGCUCGUGGUGGUAACCGUGCAGAGGCUCUUUCUCCACACGUGGAAGGGGGUUUCACCAACAAAUAUCACCAGUUCAAGAUUAUCCUUGUGGAUUUCAAUUCGACUGUGAUGAUCUUUCCUGAAAGAAUAACUGGAAACACAUCAGAUUCACAAAACACUGCAGAGGAAGUACCUAUACCUUUGUCCUCCCUACAAGAAUUUCCCCCUCUUCCUUCUCUGAGAGUCUCACAAACUCCUGGAAAUACACUUUCCAGAGUGUCCACUAAGAGAGAAGAGACAAGUUUUGAGUGUACGGCAGACUCUGACUCUGUUCGUAUAGGCAACAGCUUGUCUUUUUCUCCUUCCAGGACAGAUACUCACGAAGUAGUUACAGACUCCUCUUCUUCAAACUCGGAAUCCCCCUCACCAUCUACUACACCUGCACCAGCUUUACAAGAAAAUAAUUCAUGUCAAACGCUUGUGUCUUCUCUAAGCUCACAAGCAACAGCAAAAACCGUGACCAGUACCUCUACACCGACUAUUGCCGCUGUGAAUAACACUCCUAUCUCCAUCUCACCUGUGGCGGUUGCAGAAACUGAAGACCUCACGACGUCUGCAUCCUCUUCACCCGUCGAUUUUGUUCCGUCAUUCUCACCUACUGUUAUCCAGACAGAAGCAGCACCAAAGAGUACAGUUAAAUCAACUCAUAAAAUGGUGACUAGACUAAAAGAUGGUAUAAGAAAACCAAACCCAAGGUAUGUUUUGCUUACUCACAAAGUAGACAUUCCUGAACCCAAAACUGUCACCGAAGCUCUAAAGCACCCAGGCUGGAAUGGUGCUAUGAAUGAAGAAUAUGGGAACUGCAAGGCUGCGAACAACUGGUCCUUGACCCCUCCUACUCCAGACAUGCAUGUUCUAGGCAGUAAAUGGGUGUUCAGAACAAAAUUAAAUUCAGAUGGCACUCUUCAAAAGCUUAAGGCAAGAUUAGUGGCCCAAGGGUACGACCAAGAAGAAGGAAUAGACUACAUGGAAACUUACAGUCCAGUAGUCAGAACUGCUACUGUUCGAUCUGUGCUUCACUUUGCCACAGUCAUGCGCUGGGACAUUAAACAGAUGGAUGUGCAGAACGCUUUUCUGCAUGGAGACCUUACAGAAACGGUCUACAUGAAACAACCUACAGGUUUUGUUGAUCCUUCUAAGCCAGAACAUGUGUGCCUGUUACACAAGUCGAUAUACGAUCUUAAACAAUCCCCAAGAGCAUGGUUUGAUAAAUUUAGUACUUACCUGUUCGAGUUUGGCUUUACUUGCUGCAUUCCUGAUCCAUCAUUGUUUGUCUACAUGAAAGGAAAUGCUAUCAUUUUGUUGCUUCUCUAUGUCGACGACAUGUUAAUCACAGGAAAUAGCUCUGAAGCAUUAACUUCUCUUUUGACAGCACUCAACUCUCAAUUCCAUAUGAAAGAUCUCGGUCAAAUGCAAUACUUUCUAGGAAUUCAAGCACAGUUCCAUCCGGCUGGUCUGUUCCUCUCUCAACAAAAAUACGCAGAAGAUCUCCUUGUCACUGCUGGCAUGAGCGAAUGUGCUUUGGUUGCCACACCAUUACCCGAACAACUGGAGAAAACAAGAGAAAAGCAUAAGGAGCUGUUUACAAGUCCAACAUAUUUCAGAAGUUUGGCCGGUAAAUUACAAUAUCCAACUCUUACGAGACCAGACAUUCAGUUUACAGUGAAUUAUGUUUGCCAGAAGAUGCAUGCUCCAACUCUUGCGGAUUUCUAUCUUCUUAAGAGAAUCCUCCGCUACAUCAAAGGUACAGUCACAAUGGGGAUUAACUUCAGCAAUGCUUCUACCAGUAUAAUCCACCAGAGCUCUACUGCGAUAACCUCUCCGCCAUAUACAUGUCUGCAAAUCCAGCGUUUCACAAAACGACUACGCAUUUUCUGA
This is a messenger RNA of Camelina sativa (false flax), 2241 nucleotides long. Lineage: Eukaryota; Viridiplantae; Streptophyta; Magnoliopsida; Brassicales; Brassicaceae. The record is from RefSeq and is a predicted model, not a curated record.